AUGUCUGGACUUCACCGGUCUCUCUCUCCGAGGCUAAAGCCCGUCCUCAUCUGGAUCUAUGGUGGCGGUUGGAACUCAGGACAGUCUGGAUCUGCGCUUAAUGAUCUUACCUCGUGGUCGACCAGCCAUCCAGAGGUUGUCUUCGUGUCCUUCAACUAUCGCCUCAACGUCUUUGGCUAUGCAACUCUCCAGCCAUUCCAAACAAGGAUACGAAUGCUGGGCUCCGAGAUCAACGGACCGCUGUUGAAUGGGUCGUCGCUAAUAUUGCAGCGUUUGGUGGAAACCCGGCUCAGAUUACGCUUGGAGGACAGUCUUGGGUGGAGUAUCGCUGCGUAUCUCUACGCUUGA
Serendipita indica DSM 11827 is the source of this 348-nucleotide messenger RNA. The record is from the annotation of a GenBank genome assembly. NCBI's taxonomy places the organism in Eukaryota, Fungi, Basidiomycota, Agaricomycetes, Sebacinales, Serendipitaceae.